Oryzias melastigma (Indian medaka) is the source of this 3850-nucleotide messenger RNA. It is a transcript of the gene pcdh20, whose product is annotated as protocadherin-20. Bases 1147 to 3816 code for a protein of 889 amino acids. NCBI's taxonomy places the organism in Eukaryota, Metazoa, Chordata, Actinopteri, Beloniformes, Adrianichthyidae. The record is from RefSeq and is a predicted model, not a curated record. Gene Ontology annotation, cellular component: plasma membrane. The transcript is spliced from 2 exons. Gene Ontology annotation, molecular function: calcium ion binding. Gene Ontology annotation, biological process: homophilic cell-cell adhesion.
AAAUAUUUUGGAGCUCUGUGCAUGGGCCAAAAUCCUGGAUGCAGUAUGCAAGAUGGAUUUGUCAGUCAUCCAAAAUAAAUGCACCCCCAGCUCUAUUGUUGUUGUACACUGUGUGUCUUAUCUUAAUAAUCUGUCAAAAUCCUCUAAACUAAGAGAGGAGUGAUGACGUUUGGGCGUGGAUGUGUGUUUUCCUUUUUCUUUUUGGAAGAUUCUUGUGAUGACAGAAAAAAAAUCUACCACUUUAUGGGACAAAAUAAGUGUGAGUGACAGUUUCAAUCCGCCCUUGUCCAGAGAACUUCAAUCACUCAAUUUCUCUGGGCAGUAUGCUUCCAAUCCCGACAAACAGCUGGCCUGGCAUUUAGAACACAUGGGGAUUAGAGGGUUGAUUUAGUUAGAGGCUCAAUCCAAAGUGAGACCACAGAACCACUUAUGCUGCCACAUUCACCACUCUGGCUUUUUAAAGGAAAUUCUACUUCAUUUUGCAUUGCUUUCAAUAAUAAUCAGCCAAAUGAGACAUUUGUGAAAUACCUGUCAGGACUUUGAAACAUUCCAAAAAAUUAAUCGAUGGGUGUUUAAUCUAUGAUGUUUUGAUAAAGAUUUUGAAAGUAAAAAAAAAAAAAUUAAAUUAACAAGCAAAUCUUCAUUAUAUGAAGACAUUUAUACAUUUAAAUGGAAUGAUCUGGUAUGUUGUUUUUCUGUAAUGCUUUUAACUACUGCGGGAUUAAAAUAAUCUCUUGGCUCUGGAUAUUUUACAUGCUGCCCUGUCCCUCGUGCCAUCAUAAGCUCUGUUGAUCAUCAUAUGCUUUCACUCAGCCACUGGAAUACAAGGUAUGCAGUUGCUUUUACCAAGAUGGGUGUGUGCAGAAAGUGCAGGUGUGUUUUCAGUGACGUUUAAUCCCAAACACAAAAGAGAAAGCCGAAGAUUUCCAGCUGGCAAUCGACUCUCAUUGGACCGUUUGGGAGGCUGAUUUGCAUAUGGUGGGAGUGUCCUAACCCCGCACUGGGAUGAAUGACUUGUUGAAGUCAGACAGAAACAAGGCAGAGCACUCAGCAGAGGUCUGCGCUGUUCAAAACUCAAAAUGCUAGGAUUACUUGUGCUGCAGCUGCUCCUGCUAUAGGUGGAAGGCACUGGAAUAGGACUAAAACAUGUUCAACAGCAAAGGCUCUGCUUAUAGCAAAAGAGGGAGAACAUGGGGAUUCUGCAUCUUUCUGCUGUUUACCUCCCCCCUCAGCUGUUCCGCAAAUUUCAGUCAAGCAAAGGAGCUCAUCUAUAAAAUAAAAGAGGGAUUACCCAAGGGGAGCUUCAUAGGGGCUAUUGGACGAGAUUUAAAUCUGAAUUUCACUGUUGAGCCCCCCUUUUCAUUCAAUCUCCCGCAGAAGAAGGUCAGUGAUCAGUAUGUGAAACUAAAUAAUUCCACCGGGGAACUUUACACAUCUGCUACAGAGAUCGACAGGGAAACCCUCUGUCCUGACAACUCUGUGAGGCGGGGUUGUGACCUCUCCCUGGACGUGAUAGUCCUGCCUCAGCAGUAUUUCCAGCUCAUCAAAGUUAAGAUCUUGAUUGAGGACGUGAAUGACAACAGGCCAAAGUUCCCCACGGAUGAGAUCUCCAUGUUCAUCCCAGAAAACUCUCCAAUCAAUGCUCGUUACACAGUGGAGCAGUCUGCGGUCGACCCGGACCUGGGCACUUAUGGAGUACAGACCUACUGGCUGGUGAAUGACUUCGGCUUAUUCACGCUGGAUGUUGAGGAGAACGAGGGAGGAGAACUGACGCCGUUUCUCAUCGUGACUGAGGAUUUGGACAGAGAGGUGCAGGACGAGUACAUCACGGAUAUCAUCGCAGAGGAUGGAGGAACUCCUCCCUUACUCGGUGCAGCUACUUUAAAGAUCAUUAUCACAGAUGUGAAUGAUAACUGCCCUCAUUUCACUGAGUCACAAAUUAAUGUCACCCUCCAUGGAAAUUCUACCAAAGGGGCACAUUUGGCACGCCUGCAUGCUUUUGACCCCGACCUGGGUUCUAAUGCCCUGAUCAGCUACACUUAUAGCGAGCGCGUGCCAAGGACCACCAGGUCAUUGUUUCAAUUAGACAAAACCACAGGGCUAAUCAAGCUUGCUGGAAAAAUAGACUCUGGCACGCAUACUUUUUAUAAACUCACCGUUCUGGCAAAUGGACCUGGGUGUAUCCCUGCGGUUGCAACCGUUACUGUCCAUGUCAUCAAAGUCAUUACUGGACCCCCUGCUGUAAUAUCUCGUUACAUUGCACAAGAAAAAGAUGGAGUUGUGACACUGAAGGAGUCCGAGCCAGCGUUUUCCCCCAUCGCUUUCUUUACAGUAAAAAACAUGGAUCUAAACCAAAAGGUGAACUGCUAUUUGGAGGGAUUUGGACCCUUCAGGAUUGUUCCUUAUCAGCUGCUAAAGAAUGAGUAUCUGCUGGAAACUACAGAGCCUCUGGACUAUGAGAAAACACAGGAUUAUGAGCUGAUUGUGGUUGCUAACAACACACAUGGCGUUGUCAUAAAGACCUUUCUUAAGGUGCAGAUUUUGGAUGAGAAUGACAAUGCACCAGUGUUUCAGCAGGCCUUGGUGGAAAUAUCGAUUGAGGAAAACAAUCUCCCUAACAGUUUUUUAACCCAGCUCCAAGCCACAGACCAGGACAGUGGAAGUAGAGGGCAAGUUAUGUACCUUCUUGGUGGUGAUGCUCCAGGGGUUUUUGUCGUGGAUCAAGUUACAGGUGUCCUAACAGUGGCCACGUCGCUUGAUCGGGAAGAAAAGGAGAAGUAUCGAUUUAUAGUAAGAGCGAUAGAUCACGGGACGCCUCGAAGGGAGUCAAUUGCUACGGUUGUGGUGACUGUGUUGGACCGCAAUGACAACAGUCCACGUUUCAUCAACAAGGACUUCACAUUCUUUGUUCCUGAGAACUUUCCAGGAUACGGUGAGAUUGGUGUUCUUUCUGUAACUGAUGCUGAUGCUGCAGAAAACGGCUGGGUAGCUUUGUCCAUACUCAAUGGCAGUGAUAUCUUCUUGAUCGACACGGGCAGAGGGGCUUUGAGAGCAAAGACGUCCCUGGACCGGGAGCAGCAAGGGACAUACCAGUUGUGGAUUGAGGCCGUGGAUGGAGGAAAGCCUGCACUCUCCUCUGUCACUAUGGUGACUGUUCUGUUGUUAGAUGUGAAUGACAAUCCACCAGUUGUCCUCUUCCCUCAGUCCAAUCAGUCUUACCUGCUAGUUCUGCCCAACACAGAACCAGGCACAUCAAUCACAGAGGUUUACGCUGUGGAUAAGGACACCGGCAUGAACGCUGUGAUUGCCUACAGCAUCAUUAAAAGGAAAGGUGGUGAGCCGGGGUCGUUUGCUAUUGACCCAGAAACUGGAAAUAUAACUUUACAGAGGGAGCUCAGCAUCAGAGGCCUUUACAGCCUUCUGGUAAAGGUCAGCGAUCACGGCCAGCCUGAACCUCUCUAUUCUACAGUCAUGGUCAACUUCUUUGUCAAUGAAACUGUGUGCAAUGAGAGUUAUGUCCAAAGUUUGCUGACCAGAGAGGCUGACAUAGAAGUGGAGGAAAAGCCUUGGUAUAUUGGCCAGAUGACAGACGGACCCGAGAGGUAUGAGAUGUUCCCGUGCCGACCUGUCCUCAUCGCCCUCUCGGUGACUUGUUUGGGCCUGUUUUCUUUGGUUGUCACUCUACUGACUUAUAUAUGCUACAAGAAGUUUAAAAAGAUUCGAAAAAAAGAAUGUGAAGUGGAAAUACCUUUGAAAACUAAAAAUGACUCCGCAAAAGCUGUCAACAGAAAACUCAGGCAGGUCUCAAACAUCUGAUAUUCAGUUGUUCGUUUAUCCAAAAAAAUAAAAA